Vittaforma corneae ATCC 50505 is the source of this 349-nucleotide messenger RNA. RefSeq lists its product as uncharacterized. The annotation marks the transcript as partial. The transcript has a single exon. Lineage: Eukaryota; Fungi; Microsporidia; Nosematidae. The record is from RefSeq and is a predicted model, not a curated record.
UCAUAUAGAAGUCAUCAAUCCUUUGAUAUACUAUCCUAAACUUGAAUAUCUUGAUUUAGGUCAGAACAAAAUCGGACAGCAAAGCUUUGAUAGCUAUCUCGAACUUGUCCAAUUACUGCCUAGGAGCUCAGUCUCCAUCCUACUUUUGGACGGAAACACUAAUUUAACGGUUAAUGUCAGUACUAUUAACAAAACCUUUCCCGCGCUCAAUAGUCUGUGUCUUGACAAGAAAACAAUUGACAGCUUGUCUGAUAAAGUAAGGGAUAGGUUUGAAAGACUAAAAAUUGAUCUUAAAUCCCCAUCCUCGUCUACAGGCCCAGAAACAGAUCACUUAGUGAACACUAAUUAA